Girardinichthys multiradiatus is the source of this 6404-nucleotide messenger RNA. RefSeq names its product sperm antigen with calponin homology and coiled-coil domains 1-like a (gene specc1la). Gene Ontology annotation, molecular function: protein binding. Gene Ontology annotation, biological process: actin cytoskeleton organization. Bases 332 to 3643 code for a protein of 1103 amino acids. Lineage: Eukaryota; Metazoa; Chordata; Actinopteri; Cyprinodontiformes; Goodeidae. The transcript has 17 exons. Gene Ontology annotation, cellular component: microtubule organizing center; filamentous actin. The record is from RefSeq and is a predicted model, not a curated record.
AAACUAGGGACCCGGAGGGGGGCAGAGGAUCCUCUAGAAAGAAAGCAACCGAAACACCGAUGCUGCCUUCACUAGUUGUGGGAUAAAUGGACUGUCAGCGGCUGCAAAUGGAUCGUCAUCGGGCUUUAAUCAAUUUAUCAAGUUGGGAGGAAUAGGAGAACCAAAGUUGCCUUUAUUUUGCAGUAUACAGACAGGAAAUGAGCAGAGAGAGAAGGGAAGACAUGCAGCAAGGGUCCCAGGGUCGGAAAUCGAACCCCAGACGGCUGCGUCGAGGUCUCACAGCCUCUGUAUAUGCUUGAGCUAUAAAUGUGUCAGCAUCAGAGCACUCAGUAUGAAGAAGUCGGCCCGGCCAGUGGCGAGUAAGAUCAGCGGAGAACGAGGGAGAUCGGAGGUUGCUGGCACCGGAAAGUCCUCAGCCAAAAGUGCCGCUCCUCUGAAUAAGGUGAAAAGCAACGAUGAUCUUCUAGCAGGCAUGGCUGGAGGGAAUUCUGUCUCCAAGGCCAAGAAGAUCGCCACUGUUGGAAGUAGCUCUAACAACCAAGAAAGCAAGCCAAAAACCACAUCGGGGUCUCUGACCAAGCGUACAACAUCAACAGCUGCCAAGGAACCAAAUUCUUCACGAGAUCGUCUCCGGACAACAAGGAGUUCAGCUGCUAAAAAGCAGUCGGUAUCAGUGGCUGCAGCGGGGGAUGUAGCCUCAGGAAAGCGCUCCCGGAGCCAGAUCGUGGCCGAGUCAGAGGGCCGCAUGAGCAAGUCUAAAUCAGAAGGUCAGAUCAGUGAUAAGGUUGCUUUAGAAGCCAAAGUAAAAGAUUUGCUGAGUUUGGCUAAGAGCAAAGAUGUGGAGAUCCUCCACCUUCGCAGUGAGCUGAGGGACAUGAGGGCCCAGCUUGGCCUCGGGGGAAAGGAGGCAUCGCAGCAGGAGGCUGGAGAGGAAGAGAAGCCCCAGGUUUCAGCCAUUACAGCCGCUGAUGUGGAGUCCACUCUGAUUCUCUUACAAGAGCAAAAUCAAGCCAUUAGAGAGGAGCUCAACCUGCUCAAGAGUGAGAAUCGCAUGUUGAAAGACCGGCUCAAUGCGUUGGGCUUCUCUCUGGAGCAAAAGCUGGAUGGCUCUGACAAGCUGUUCAGCUACCCCUCCCUGAGUCCAGACCUGUCAGCCAGCGGUGCACACAGUGACGGUGGCUGCACAGGUACACUGACAUCAUCAGUAGAAGGCUCCGCCCCUGGUUCUCUGGAGGAUCUGCUCACAGGGCAUCAGCAUGGAGGCUCAGUGGACAACCUUGACAGUGAAUCAAGUGAGGUCUACCAAGCUGUCACCUCCAGCGAUGAUGCUCUGGAUGCACCCUCUGGAGCUUCCUCUUCGUCCGAGUCAGAGUGCGCUCCGAGCGCAGAGCGCUUGCGGAGGGGCAGCUGUGGCAAUGGCAGCGAGGUGUCAGUGGCUUGUUUGACGGAGCGCAUCCACCAGAUGGAGGAGAACCAGCACAGCACCGCCGAGGAGCUUCAGGCCACCCUGCAGGAGCUGGCUGAUCUGCAGCAAAUUACCCAGGAGCUGAAUGGAGAGAACGAACGGCUUGGCGAGGAGAAGGUCAUCCUCAUGGACUCCUUGUGCCAACAGAGCGACAAGCUGGAGCUGUAUGGAAGACAAAUUGAAUACCUGCGCUCGCUUCUGGAUGAACAUCAUAUCUCCUACGUGCUGGAGGAAGACAUCAAGAGCGGGCGCUACAUGGAGCUGGAGCAGCGCUACGCAGACCUGGCGGACAAUGCCCGCUUUGAGAGGGAGCAGCUGCUGGGUGUGCAGCAACAUCUGUCCAACACGCUGAAGAUGGCUGAGCAGGACAAUGCUGAGGCCCAGGAGAUGAUCACAGCACUGAAGGAGAGGAACCACCAAUUGGAACGCAUCGUGGAAUCAGAGAGACAGGAUCGAGCUGCCUUGGAGGCCGCGUUGGAUGAGUACAAGGCGGCGGUGAGCAACGACCAGGCAGAACUGAACCGCUGCAGAUCCCAGCUGGACCAGGAGAGGCAGAGGGUGGCUGAACUGUACUCUCUGCACACCGCCGGUGACAAGAAUGACAUCUGCCAGCUGCUGGAGGCGGUGCGGCUGGGGAAGGAGGAGGCAGAAGCUAAGGCAGCAAAGUUGCAGGAGGAGCUUGGACAAGUGCAUACUGAGCUCAACCGGCUGCAGGAGACAUUCAGCAAGCUGGACAGUGAAUACAGAGAUUUCCAGGAGCAGGCGCAGCAGCAGAUAGCCGAGCAGGAAGGCGCUCUGGAGAAGCAGCGCGUGGAGCUCCAGGAGAAAGAGACUGAGAUCAGCGACAUGAAGGAAACCAUAUUUGAGCUGGAAGACGAAGUAGAGCAGCACCGAGCUCUGAAACUUCAUGACAACCUCAUUAUCUCAGACUUGGAGAACUCUGUGAAAAAGCUGCAAGACCAAAAGCAUGACAUGGAGCGAGAGACAAAGACUCUUCAUCGCAGACUCAGGGAGGAGUCGAUGGAGUGGCGUCAGUUCCAGGCUGAUCUGCAGACAGCUGUGGUCAUUGCUAAUGACAUCAAGUCCGAGGCACAGGAAGAGAUAGGAGACUUGCGGCGCCGGCUGCAGGAAGCCCAGGAGAAGAACGAGAAGCUGAGCAAAGAGCUGGACGAAGUCAAGAGCCGAAAGCAGGAGGAGGAGAGAGGCAGAGUGUACAACUACAUGAAUGCAGUCGAGAGGGACCUGGCAGCUCUUAGACAGGGGAUGGGUCUCAGUCGGAGAUCCUCCACCUCCUCAGAGCCUUCACCCACUGUUAAAACACUCAUCAAGAGCUUUGAUAGUGCCUCACAAGGUCCACCGUCUAAUGGUGCCACUGUAGCUCCUACAGCCUCAGCUCCCCCAUUAUCUCGGACCCCCCUCAGCCCCAGCCCCAUGAAGACCCCCCCAGCAGCUGCUGUUUCACCAAUGCAGAGACACUCCAUACCUGGGUCUAUAUCAGCAACGAAACCCCUGUCAUCCUUGAAUGAUAAGAGACCCAGUUACACAGACAUAACCAUGCCAGCUGACCACCUCCUCAGGGGAACCCCAACCAGCCGACCUCCUCCUGUCCUGCAGAGGGUCUCCAACAUCGACUCCACCAAGGCUAUUUCAGUGUCGCGCAGGAGCAGUGAGGAGAUCAAGAGGGACAUAUCAACUUCAGAUGGGGCCUCCUCCACAUCCCUUAUGGCUAUGAGUGCUGCUUCCUCCCAACUCUCCCUGUCCUCCUCCCCCACAGCCUCUAUCACGCCCACAACCCGCAGCCGCCUGAGAGAGGAGAGAAAGGACCCUCUGUCAGCACUGGCCAGGGAGUAUGGAGGCUCCAAGAGAAAUGCUUUACUCAAGUGGUGCCAAAAAAAGACUGAAGGUUAUCAGAACAUCGAUAUCACCAACUUCAGCAGCAGCUGGAAUGAUGGCCUCGCCUUCUGCGCUUUGCUGCACACCUACCUGCCUGCACACAUCCCUUACCAGGAGCUCACGAGCCAGGACAAGAGGAGAAACUUCACUUUAGCUUUCCAGGCUGCAGAGAGCGUUGGCAUCAAAUGCACAUUGGACAUUAAUGAGAUGGUCCACACAGAGCGGCCCGACUGGCAGAGCGUCAUGACAUACGUUACAGCUAUCUACAAAUACUUUGAGACUUGACCUCUGACUCCAUCGUCUCACCCACCCUGUAGCUACAGCACAAUCAGAGCCACAUCGACCCUCCUGAGCUCUCGGCAACUGUUCCGUCAUCAACUGUUAUACCUCACCGCCCCUCCCCCACACCGCACACGUCUGUGCUCACUAUUUAAUGGCGAUAACAGCUGACCUAGACCUUACACAACUGGGGCUCGAUCAUAUGUUUACUGUUACACUAGCAAGCCAUGAGAAGUAACUGCUUAAAGCUGGCUCAACCAAGUAUGAGCUGAUCUUCAGGGAAAUCCUGUGGAUCAUGAGUUGCCCUCAGUUCAUAUCUGCAGGAGCUGCAAAAGAUAGAAACAAAGUCUCAGUGCCUUCUUUUUGGCUUUUGUCUUACAUUGUUUUUAUGUUAGCCCAGUUCCCAGGAUGUUGACGAUGACGGUGUUCCAACCUAAAUUCAAUAACUCGCAAAUUGUCAAAAUUUACUUUGUUUAUCUCGGAAUAUUUGGUGGAUCUUCUUUGCUUAAUGUUUCAAAUUUUCACACAACAAGCAUGAGGGUAGUAUUCCCCUCAUAUCAAGAAUUUCUUUUGGAAAGCUUUCAGAAAGAUCCCGUUGUUUUGCACCUAGUCUUCCAGACAUUACAGUAUGAUCCAGACGCCUCUUUUUCAAUGGAUGAAGUGCCUGUGAGUUUCAUGCAGGAAACCAGAAAAUGAGCUCUGUGACAGUUUGUGAAGCUGAGGAUUCAAGUUGCCAAAUAAGUAUCAUGAACCUUUAGUUGUUUGUGCCUAUUGUAACCAGGAUAAACUGACACGGCACGUUAGGUUCUCCAACCCUGCCACACAGUUUAGGCAACACUAACACACUCUUUGUAAUGAGUCUUCACUUAUAGAUCUGUGAAAGUUGACAAAUAUUCAUUUAAUGUGUAUAAAGAUCCUAACGCUUUACUUAACCGCUGUAUAAUAUGUUUGCAUUGCAGUUCCACUGUUUUCAUUUGGCACAAGGAGCACAUGAUGUCAUUUCCUCAGAACCAAAAAUAUGAACAGAAUGUAGUCAUCAGCAGAUUGGAUUCUACUCUAGAAAAGUCAUGUUUUGAGCAUCCAGCACAGAAAAAGUAUUUGAAUCAAUAGUCUGACUUGUGGAUUAAUGCAUUUUGUUCUUUCUUAAUAAUUGGAAGGGGGUAUCGGCACAGCUUGUUUGUAUGUUUUGUCUGGCGCUGCCAUGCUUAAUAACAUGUUUUGUGUAAAACAGUUAUUGUGAAAUCUCCAACUUGUUUCCGAGGCAACCGUUUUUCUUGGUGUGAAGCCCUGACUUCAUAUAUGAGUCUGAUCUGAUUUCAGCUGCUCGGUAAACCUCCCAAAUGUCAAACACUUCUUUCAACUUGUAAGACUUUUCUUGUACUUUUAAUUGACAAAAAGUGUAUAUUCCAUUCUGCAACUAUGAUUUUUGUGUGGGUGUCCUUGCUUAGUGUGACAAAUCUACAUUUGUUGGACUGCUUUGUGCUCUUUGUGCCUCACAUACCAAGUUAUUAUUUUUUUAUUUAUUUGCAAAGUUUCCAUGAAGUCAUUACUUGAGUGUCUUACCUAUCUAUGAAGUUAUUGCACACAGCAAGUAGCUGCACUGAGAUAAGCUUUUGUUUUGGUAUGCUACACUAAUGUUUUUGCCUUAAGAGUUUAGCUGAGGCCUCUGCUACUGACAGUUGGACAUGUUAGAUUUGCGUUCCCCACCAGGUCGGCGUCAGUGUUGGGAACAUCCAAAAAAAUGCUCAGCCUCGUUCGUGCCUGUUGAGAAACGCUCUUGAACCAUUUUUGGAAGCAGAAGUUGAGCUCACUUAUCUGUUUCUACAAAGGUGACCACACACUGUUUCAAUCUGAAUCCGCCAGCGGGAUCAAUAGCAACAAGUAAAAGCACUAUUUUUGCCUCGGAUGUGGAGGCUGCAGCGCUUGCCAGGCCUCAUCACUGCAGAGCGUACAUCUGCUUUGGACAUUGUGAUUUAAAGAUAGCACAAGGGCGUUCAACAAUGGCUGAAUCUGCUUUGCUUACAAGAUGGAGUGAGAUUUUUACCGAAAUUGCACGGAAUUGGCUUCUUUUCAUGAGGAUAUAUGUGACAACAUGGUGUUGAUUAUCGGUCUAAGGUUUAUAGUGCCAUGUUUUCAUUCCACUGCCAGCCUCCUUGUGUUUUACUGCUCCUGACAGGAAUCUGUAAGAUUUGAAGCCUCCUUGAAGCAGAAUGUGUUUUGAUCACGCUUUAGUGAUCCAGGGGACUUCUUUUUCACGAGGUCCAGCAUGUGCCGACGUGGAGUGAUUGAUGAACACUGAGGAGGAACCAGACAGCUGGCCAAAGCUAGGAAGCACAUUCCACCUCCCCGCCAUGCAGCCGUGAUGGGCGUGUCACAGAGUUUAGGGACCCCAGAUGCCCUUAUAGUGCAUUGUUCUGAACUGGGAAGUGAGUCCUUAAAGAGUUCAUCACAAUACAUUUAUUUUUGUUUACUUGAAGAGUCUCUGAGAUUUCCACUGAACCUGCUUUAGUUUGGCUGCAUUGUUUCCACGAUGCCUUUUUGUUAAUGCAGUCUUGAGAUUUUUUUUUUUCUAAAUCACAUACAUGCAUUAAUGAACGAGUCAUUUGUGAAAGUAAAAGCUGAAAGACUUGUGUGUGUUAGUGCGAGUGUAAAAGCCACUAAGCUACAGUAUUAAGGGCACACAAUCAUGAUUAUCAGUUGUAAGAAAAUGUGCUGUAAUUGUUUUGUUGCUUUUUCUCCUGUAGUUAUUAAAGAACAUUGAACAGUG